Coffea eugenioides is the source of this 1771-nucleotide messenger RNA. RefSeq names its product F-box only protein 6. The record is from RefSeq and is a predicted model, not a curated record. The coding region runs from base 16 to 1410 and encodes 464 amino acids. Lineage: Eukaryota; Viridiplantae; Streptophyta; Magnoliopsida; Gentianales; Rubiaceae. Gene Ontology annotation, molecular function: protein binding. The transcript is spliced from 2 exons.
UCUGGGGGGAUUGGCAUGGAAGGUGGAGGUGGUGGGCUUGCCAUGCUCAGGCAGCUCAUCGGACAGCUUCAAGACCUCUUAGACCUCUACGCGUCUCCUCUUCCUCCUAGCUAUUUUCUCCGCUUUCCACCACCGCCGCACCACCACCGCCACCAACACAGCUGGUGCCUUUUUAAUCUCGAUGAUAACUCCAUAAAAGAUAACUGCUACAAUCUUAUAAUGACUGCUGGAAAAUCUGAAAAUCUCAAAAUGUUGGAGCCUGGCAAGCCACCACCAGUCAAGAAAGCUCGUAAAGAACGGAAUCGUGGAAAACUGACAGAAACUACUAGGUCCACUGAGAUUAUGGAGCAGACAAUUUGGAAAGAUUUUCCGGAGGACCUUUUUGAAGCUGUUAUUGCAAGGCUCCCCAUAGCCACAUUUUUUCGCUUUCGAUCAGUUUGUCAAAAGUGGAACUCAUUACUUACUUCUCAAAGUUUCUCCCAACAGUGUGCUGAAGUUCCUCCAUCCCAACCUUGGUUUUACACCAUCACUCACGAAAAUGUGAACACCGGAGCAAUGUAUGACCCAACGUCAAAGAAAUGGCACCACCCAACUGUUCCCGCAUUGCCGACUAAGCUAAUUGUCUUGCCAGUGGCUUCAGCAGGGGGCCUCGUGUGUUUCCUUGAUAUUGCACACCGCAGUUUCUAUGUAUGCAAUCCUCUUACAAGAUCUUUUAGGGAGUUGCCUGCUAGAUCUGUUAAGGUCUGGUCCCGCGUGGCUGUUGGCAUGACUUUGAAUGGGAAAUCCACGAGUGGGGGUUAUAAGAUCCUUUGGGUUGGUAGUGAUGGAGAGUAUGAAGUUUAUGACUCCACACAGAACAGUUGGACUCGGCCAGGAAGCAUCCCCCCCAAUAUUAAGCUCCCUCUUGCACUGAACUUCAGGUCCCAGGCUGUGUCGAUUGAUAGCAUGCUUUACUUCAUGCGAUCAGAUCCUGAUGGGAUUGUGUCCUAUGAUACAAUUUCUGGGAGUUGGAAGCAGUUCAUAAUCCCUGCCCCUCUGCACCUGAGUGACCACACACUUGCAGAGUCUGAGGGAAGGAUCAUGCUUGUGGGCUUGCUCACAAAGAAUGCUGCUACAUGUGUCUGCAUAUGGGAGCUGCAAAAGAUGACUCUCUUGUGGAAGGAGGUUGACAGAAUGCCAAACAUAUGGUGCUUAGACUUUUACGGAAAGCACGUUAGGAUGACAUGCUUGGGCAACAAAGGUUUGCUUAUGUUAUCCCUGAGAUCAAGACAAAUGAAUCGGCUUGUUACAUAUGAUUUAUCAAGCAGGGAAUGGCUGAAGGUUCCAGGUUGUGUCUUGCCACGUGGGAGAAAGAAGCAAUGGAUUGCAUGUGGCACUGCAUUUCAUCCAUGUUUGACAGCUCUUGCUUGAUUUGUUGACUCUUGUCACUGCUCGAUGCUAUCAUGUCAAAGUGAUAGCUGUUCCAAUGUGAAAAUUCAUCUGGGAUGGGCUGCAAACAUUUUCCACUGCCAUCUGCAGGCUACAUUCCAUGAUUAUGAAUAUGAACACCACCCUUAGGACUUUAAGAGUAAUUUGUACCUUUGUUCCUGUACAAACAUCUAGGCAAUGGCCUUAUUAAUUUUAAGCAGUUCAGAAUGGUUAAUAACCAUUCUUUCAGCUGGUUAAGAUCAUUAGAAUGGCUUCGAGAGUGGCUUCGGCCUGCUCAAGCUUGUAAUCCCUUGUGUGGGUGUACCCUUUCAGUCAUAAUUAUUUUUCAUGGCCACGUUGUAAA